Phycodurus eques (leafy seadragon) is the source of this 2490-nucleotide messenger RNA. Its product is annotated as CAP-Gly domain-containing linker protein 4. The coding region runs from base 1135 to 1800 and encodes 221 amino acids. The record is from RefSeq and is a predicted model, not a curated record. The transcript has 6 exons. NCBI's taxonomy places the organism in Eukaryota, Metazoa, Chordata, Actinopteri, Syngnathiformes, Syngnathidae.
UUCUAUUGUAUAUAAAGUGUUUCCCAACCUUUAUAGAGCACAUGAGAAAAAUCUCACAGCACACCACCAAACAAACAAAAACAAAACAAAACAAAAAAAAAAUCACAAAAAGUGUAUUCAAGUAUUUAAGUUACGACUUGUCACUCGGUAAAUAUUUUGGCUUGUGUUGUGGGCAAAAAUUUGAUCUAUGAGUGAGCUUCAGUAAUUCUACAACUAGAUGGUGGCAGAGAACGUCACAACAUCCCGUCACCAUCAGUUCGCGUUGGUUACUGGCUGUGUGUUGUUGCAGUGAGUACAGGAGCAGCUGUAUUGUGGUCACGUUUUGUGCAGGUAUUUUGCCAAAUUUCUCUUUUCGUACCAUGGAAAUAAAUAAAUGAAUAAUAAUUUUUAAAAAACAAACACGAAAGUGAAUGCUGAGAAGAAGCGGAUGUUGUCCAUUGAAUUAAAGCAUGAAAUCAGAGAAAACUAUGACUGAGCAGUGCAAAAGAGGCAAAAAAAUUGUGAAUAUUAAGUUUUAAAAAGCUGAAAAAAAUUAUACACUGCAUUUUAUUAUUAUAUUAUUUUUAUGAAAUCUAUUUCUCAUUUUAAAUGUACAUUCCUAUGUUUUUUGAAGCUAUUGGGGGGCUGGAACAGAUGAAUUGCAUCUUCAUUAAUUUCAAUGCUAAUGUUGAUUUUAAAUAUGAGUAAUUUGAGUUAAGAGUGUAGUCACGGAACAUAUUACGCUCGUACGGCACAGUGCCACUGUACAUUGAAAUAAUUAAGUGGCUUUUGCCAAGUAACGUAAAAACAUUUCAAUGUUCUGCUUGCCACUAUACGUUGUUGGCAUAGUUCUAUGAACAAAGAUACAUUAUGAACUGAAUAAGCGAAAUUGGAUAAUUUGGAUAAUUUUGCACAGCACAUCUUCUGAUGUCUUCACAGUGGUUGGAAAUCACUGCGAUAAUAAACUUGAAUAAUUCUUUAAAAAAUAAAAAAAUAAAAAAAUGACGAUCUGCUUCAAUGGGUUUUGUUGUUACAGAUUUGCCCAUACAAUGCAAUCCAGUUUCUGCCAAGGGAAAAACACAUAGUGGAAAAAAGCUCACCUCAAAAACAACCAACGGCCUCACUGAAGCGUGAUUGCCAGGUUGUGAAAGUCAGAUGGUCGCCGCCAUACCAGGCUGCCCCGACCGCACGGCGGGCCUCCAGAAAAGGUUGAGCAAAACCGAGCAGGACAUCCUGUCGCUGAGGACGAGGAUCGCUUGCGAGAGAGCGUCAUGGGAAAGGAAGUUUGCCGAGCUGCAAAGAAAACAGGAGGCGCUCUGCAAUCAGGUCAUCCUUGAGGUUGGAGCACCAAUUAGAGCUGAGCAAAGAGUGGACAAUGGAGACGUUUUUGGCGAGUGCUCAAGCAAAGUGUUCACUGAGUGUCGGCAUCACGACAGAGGGUCUGAUGUUUUAUCUCGACAAAGCCCGUUGUCCUUGUCCCCAGCACCGAGCUCCACAUCAGCCUCUUCCUGCUCCUCAACAACAAGUGUGCGAUCUGCACGAUCUGUGGGACCGCAACGGGUUUUCGUACCCCACUCCCCCAUGGACCUGCACCUCGGCCACCGGGUCAGAAUCAUGCUGCCUUCCGGGCGAAUCAGCACGGGCGCCAUCCGUUUCCUGGGCCACCUGCAGGGGGAGUCAGAGCUCCACCUCGGGGUGGAGCUGCAGACGCCCGAUCACGGCAUGCGGGACGGUCACCACAAGGGACACUUCUACUUUGACUGCAAACCUGGCCAUGGUGCCUUUGUACCAUUUCACAAGCUGCUGAUGGCCUGGGAAUGACCCCCCCCCCCCCCCCCCCGGACGCACAGAACUGGACGACUGACUCAUUUGAAAGAGAUACAGCUUGGAUUCAAUGACUCAUCUUUGUAGUUUUUGUAUAAAAUAUAAAUUGAAGGUACAAGUAGCAGAUGCAAUCGUGUGAGUCUUUGGCAUGUUGACUGCUUGCAGGAAAAUGCAACAUUCAAAAGCCACAUGAUAAUAUCUUACUUCAGUAUCUAUUCAAAACUGGUAGAGAAAAGAAAAGCAAAAGGAUUAAAACUGUCCCUUAGGCACUUUACAAAUGUGGACACGUGUUUAAACGUGAUUGUGCAUCAUUGACCUAUUAGUAACCCGAGGUAAAAACUCCCAAAUGUUCCGGAUUACUCAUUGUUCUUAAUGUCGGCAUGAAGUAAAAUACACCUGCUGACUGUUGAACGUGUAGUUUAAUGCCUUUAGAAUAUGUUAUGAAACUGUUAAAAUGACACACGCGCUGACUCACAAAGGCAUGCACACACACUCUCUCCCUCUUUUCCGAAAUAUUUCUAUGCAAAUAAAUCUGGUCAGUUCACUUAUACCUCUCAUACACUGAAUUCUUCAAACCUGAGUAGAUGCUUGGGCUUCCUGUGGAAUUUCAAUCAUCCAGCAACCCACAUAGGUAUAUUCGCUGCGCUUAUUGCAAACGUCUAUAAUAAACUGACACAUGUUGCGUGA